GGGCAUUUUUAUUUUUGAAGCAACUACAGAACCAACUGAACGACCAUAGUAUGCCUUUUAGCAGCGAUGAUGAUGAGGUCCCAGAUCUACCACAGAUCCAUGAACUUCAUCAUAUUUCCAACAGUCGUAUGGAGGAGCAAGUUAAACGAUUGGAGCGUCUUGAGAAUGAGUUCAAGGCUCUUAAAAAGGAGAUGCAGACUACCGUGUCUACCACAUGCACCCAAACAUCAAGUAAUCCAAAAAGUAUGUUGUAUAAUACCCUACCAGCAGAGUCAUCCAACAUAAAUGGCACUUUAGAGGACAAUAAAGCGAUUGAAAUCUCUGAGGAGGUUGACAAAGAAUUGCGUCUUCAAGAGGUCCAAUAUGAACUAAGGACGCUCGUUCCUUAUUUAUCACCAGAAUUCAGCCCUAGCUUCCAGGAUACAGUUCUUCUCAUCACUGCAGUGCGGAACGGCCACGGUGAGAAGGGCCAAGAUUCGCUGAUGGAUAAAAUCACCCUUCUGGAGGCAGAAAAACGUUCCUUAAGCCAGAGACUUGCCAAGAAAACCAAUGAAUGUGAGGAUCUUAGGUCGCAGCUAGUUGGUGUACAGCAGAGAAUACAGGCUAUCAAGCAGGAGGAGCAGCAUAAAAACGGCAUUUUAUCCAAAAGAAGGGAGGAAAUGAGGAAGCAACUUCUAAUUGAGGAAGGUAAAGUUCAGAAGCUCAAUGUGAGGUACAAAAAGUUAGAAGUUGAGAAUGAAGAACUUAGGUCGCGCGUAAGAGCGAGUCUUCGCUAGGCGGAACCUGAUCUGUUUGUGUGUUCUCAAUUUUAUGAACUCAUUCCUUGAGUUAUAUUAUUUUCAUUGUUCAUUCUUUCCUUUCCAUUUGUGCAAUACAUUACAAUUCACUUACGUUAGUUGCGCAAUACCAACACGUGCAUCGACGUCGUGGAUAAAGU
Phytomonas sp. EM1 is the source of this 937-nucleotide messenger RNA. NCBI's taxonomy places the organism in Eukaryota, Euglenozoa, Kinetoplastea, Trypanosomatida, Trypanosomatidae. The record is from the annotation of a GenBank genome assembly.